Eremomyces bilateralis CBS 781.70 is the source of this 999-nucleotide messenger RNA. Its product is annotated as 1,3,6,8-tetra-HN reductase. Bases 1 to 918 code for a protein of 305 amino acids. The transcript is spliced from 2 exons. Gene Ontology annotation, molecular function: oxidoreductase activity. The record is from RefSeq and is a predicted model, not a curated record. NCBI's taxonomy places the organism in Eukaryota, Fungi, Ascomycota, Dothideomycetes, Eremomycetales, Eremomycetaceae.
AUGGCCAUCACCGAAUCCUCCCAGCCCGUCCCCGUCCCCACUCCCUCCCUCCCCGCUAAAGUCGCCCUUAUCACCGAACCCCCCCAGUCCGUCACCGAACCCCCUCAACCCGUCAUCAACCCCCCCCAGCCCAUCCCCGUCCCCACUGCCUCCCUCCACGUCGCCCUCAUCACUGGCGCCGGUCGCGGCAUCGGCCGCGGCUGCGCCCUCGAGCUUGGCAAACGCGGAGCCUCCGUCAUCGUCAACUACGUCUCCAGCAAGGGACCUGCCGAGGAAGUAUGCCAGCUGAUCUCAUCGUUCAACAACGGGGCACGCGCUAUCGCAAUCCAAGCGGACGUGUCUAAGAUCUCCGAAAUCGACCGCCUCUUCCAAGAAGCGCGCACGGCGUUCGGGAAGAUCGACAUCGUGAUGAGCAACAGCGGUGCGGAGAGCUGGGACAAGACGGAGGAGAUCACGGAGGAGAAGUUCGACCACAUCUUCAACCUGAACUCGCGGGCGCAAUUUUUCGUGGGGCAGGCGGCGUGGAAAUACGUCGAGGACCACGGGCGCGUGAUCCUCAUGACGAGCAUCGCUGCGGGGCUGCUGGGGGUCAAGGACCAUGCGCUGUACAACGGGAGUAAGAUGGCGGUGAUAGGGUUUGUGAAGGCGUUCGCGACGGAUUUCGGGGCGCGCGGGAUCACGGUGAACGGCGUGGCGCCGGGCGGGAUCAAGUCGGAUAUGUUCGUGAAGAACGCAUGGCAUUAUAUCCCCGGGGGUACUCCGGAGUGGCCGGCGGAGAAGAUCGAGGGGCUGAUGGCGCAGCAUUGUCCAUUAGGGAGGUGCGCGACGCCGGAGGAUGUGGCGAGGGUGGUGGCGUUCUUGGCGAGUGAGGAUGGAGGAUGGGUGAAUGGUGAGUGGUUGCGUACGGAGUUGGGAUAAGGAAAGCUAACUAUUCGCAGGCCAGGUUAUUACUAUCUCCGGUGGAUCCUCGCAGUAGAGAACAGGAAGGAUCGACGGUCA